Messenger RNA from Budorcas taxicolor (takin), 1428 nucleotides. RefSeq names its product iroquois homeobox 1 (gene IRX1). NCBI's taxonomy places the organism in Eukaryota, Metazoa, Chordata, Mammalia, Artiodactyla, Bovidae. The record is from RefSeq and is a predicted model, not a curated record. Gene Ontology annotation, biological process: regulation of transcription by RNA polymerase II; cell development; neuron differentiation. Gene Ontology annotation, cellular component: nucleus. Gene Ontology annotation, molecular function: DNA-binding transcription factor activity, RNA polymerase II-specific; RNA polymerase II cis-regulatory region sequence-specific DNA binding.
AUGUCCUUUCCGCAGCUGGGCUACCCGCAGUACCUGAGCGCCGCGGGGCCCGGCGCCUACGGCGGCGAGCGCCCGGGGGUGCUGGCUGCGGCCGCCGCCGCCGCGGCCGCCGCCUCGUCGGGCCGGCCGGGGGCGGCGGAGUUGGGCGCGGGAGCGGGGGCGGCCGCGGUCACCUCGGUGCUGGGCAUGUACGCGGCGGCCGGCCCCUACGCGGGCGCGCCCAACUACAGCGCCUUCCUGCCCUACGCCGCCGACCUCAGCCUCUUCUCGCAGAUGGGUUCACAGUAUGAGCUCAAGGACAACCCCGGGGUGCACCCCGCCACCUUCGCGGCCCACACGGCGCCCGCCUACUACCCCUACGGGCAGUUCCAGUACGGGGACCCCGGGCGGCCGAAGAACGCCACGCGGGAGAGUACCAGCACGCUCAAGGCCUGGCUCAACGAGCACCGCAAGAACCCCUACCCCACCAAGGGCGAGAAGAUCAUGCUGGCCAUCAUCACCAAGAUGACCCUCACGCAGGUCUCCACCUGGUUCGCCAACGCGCGCCGGCGCCUCAAGAAGGAGAACAAGGUGACGUGGGGCGCGCGCAGCAAGGACCAGGAGGACGGCGCUCUCUUCGGAAGCGACACCGAGGGGGACCCGGAGAAGGCCGAGGACGACGAAGAGAUCGACCUGGAGAGCAUCGACAUCGACGAGCACGACGGCGACCAGAGCAACGAGGACGAGGAGGACAAAGCCGAGGCGCCGCGCGCACCCGACGCGCCCGCGGCCCUCGCGCGGGACCAGGGCUCGCCGCUGGCGGCCGCCGACGCACUCAAGCCCCCAGACUCGCCCCUGGGCCUGGCCAAGGAGCUCCCGGAGCCCGGCAGCACGCUCCUGCUGAGCCCCGGCGCUGCGGCGGCGGGCGGCCUGCAGGGCGCGCCGAACAGCAAGCCCAAGAUCUGGUCGCUGGCCGAGACGGCCACCAGCCCCGACGGUGCGCCCAAGGCCUCGCCGCCGCCGCCUUCCGGCCACCCUGGCGGCGCGCACGGGCCCCCCGCGGGCGCGCCGCUGCAGCACCCCGCCUUCCUGCCCAGCCACGGACUGUACACCUGCCACAUCGGCAAGUUCUCCAACUGGACCAACGGUGCGUUCCUCGCACAGGGCUCGCUGCUCAACGUGCGCUCCUUCCUGGGCGUGGGCGCGCCGCACGGCCCGCACCUGUCGGCGCCGCCCCCGCCGCAGCCACCCGUCCCUGUGGCCGCGGGGGUGCUCCAUGGCGACAAGGCCUCGGCCCGUAGCAGCCCCUCGCUCCCAGAGAGAGACCUCCUCCCCAGACCGGACUCGCCGGCGCAGCAGUUGAAGUCGCCCUUCCAGCCGGCGCGCGACAACUCGCUGGCCACGCCGGAAGGGACGCCGCGGAUUCUAGCAGCGCUCCCGUCGGCCUGA